AUGGCGGGGCGGCGGCGGCUGCUGCUGCUGCGCUGCCUCCUGCUGGGGCUGCUGGGCGGCGGCGGCGGGCAGCGCGGCGGCGGGGAGUACUGCCACGGCUGGGUGGACGGGCAGGGCGGCUACCACGACGGCUUCCAGUGCCCCGAGGGCUUCGACACCGCGGCCGCCACCAUCUGCUGCGGCUCCUGCGCGCUGCGCUACUGCUGCGCGGCCGCCGAGGCGCGGCUGGAGCAGGGCGGCUGCACCAACCACCGGGAGCCCCCGGAGCCGACAGUCAGCGCCCAACCCAUCUAUGUCCCGUUCCUCAUCGUCGGAUCAAUAUUUAUCGCCUUCAUCAUCGUGGGCUCCCUGGUGGCUGUUUACUGCUGCACGUGCCUCAGGCCCAAGCAGCCAUCCCAGCCCAUCCGCUUCUCCCUCCGGAGCUACCAGACCGAGACUCUGCCCAUGAUCCUGCCCUCGUCCAGCUGCCGGGCCCCGUCCCGGCCGUCCAGCACGGCCACCAGCUCCAGCUCGGCCAGCGGCUCCCUGCGCCGCUUCUCCCUGGCCCGCACAGAGCCGGGCUGCUUGCUGCCGUCGCCACCACCCCCGUACUCGGCCGGCUGCUUUCCCGCAGCCCACACCGCGCACCUGGGGUCACCGCCGGGCUUCCUGCAGGCACCGCCGUACCUGGGCUACCCCGAGCCGGCCCUGGGCGGGAAGGGCUGCGCCGACCUUGCGCAGAGCUGAGCAGAGCAUCACGGCCUUCGGCAGCGCGAGGACUGACUGCGGUGCUUGGUGCUCCGCCGUGGUGGAGUCAGACCCGUGGGUGAGUUGCCAUUGAGAAGCGCAAGGCUUCAGAGCAGUCCUGGGUGCUUCCCCCAGCUUGGAUUACAGCUACAGAUGUUUUGUAAAGUAUUCCAAUCUUAGUUGCUGUUAUAACCAACCGCUCCAAUGGUUUGGUCUGAUUUGUGCUGAACACACCGAGAUACAAAUAGAAAACUGUUUUGGGAUGAAGUUAGUCAGUUCAAGGUGCUGUAAGCGAUGUGUUAACCAUAAAAGAUAUUAACUUUGCUAACAAGCAGUGGCCGCGCUCCACGGAUCCAGGAACCGGCAGAGUUCUAUCCAGUGGCAAUAAGAAGUAACAGAGGUAACAGUACUAAACCAGAGCUCUGCGGACCCUAACCCAGCUGCCUGCUUCCACAGGCAAUACGAGGAGGUAUGUACUAUGGAUAUUGAAGGCCAUGGUUUCUAAACAUACAGAUAAAUACCUGAACUUACACUGCAUAUUUGUAUUGGUGAACUUAACUAAAAUAGAUAAAAUAGCAUGAAUUAGGCUAGCUGAAAACAUACUGGUCCCGAGCAGCCAAAUAAUCCUAUGCUAGAAGAGCAGAACAUGUUUGCUAAUAUUCCGCAUAACUCCUUGGCAUGGAAUCCCAAAGCUGGUGCUGCACUGAGGCGUUUUUUCGAGGAACGUAUUUAUUGAUGGCUUUUUGCUCAGUGCCGCGUGUACGUUGGGCGAACUGAUCCUGAAGUUCUGUUUGUGAAAUUAGCCGUGUAUAAAUGUAAACCUUGUAAUUUAAGAUGUAUUUACAGCAUUGACAGCACUAAUUAUUUAGUAGUCAUGCCAACAGUUUAUCAAUAAAAGGUGG
Numida meleagris (helmeted guineafowl) is the source of this 1628-nucleotide messenger RNA. RefSeq names its product shisa family member 3 (gene SHISA3). NCBI's taxonomy places the organism in Eukaryota, Metazoa, Chordata, Aves, Galliformes, Numididae. The transcript is spliced from 2 exons. The record is from RefSeq and is a predicted model, not a curated record. The coding region runs from base 1 to 726 and encodes 241 amino acids.